UCCCUCAAGUUCAUCAGCGAGAAGAGAGAAUCGAAUCGAUGGCGGGGAUGCUUGCGAACAGUGUCCUCCUCCCUCAACCUUCGAUUUUCCUUCCCGUUUCUUCUUCUCGAAGCAGCAGAUCAAUCCGAAAAACCCCCCUAGUCAUGGUCAAAGCCUCCUCCAAACCUUCCGACUCUGUCUCAGCGUCCACCAAAUCCAAAUCCAGCGACGCUGUGUUCACUGCUCCUCCCGGUUUCAAGCCUCCCGAGCCGAAACGCUUCGCCGUUAAACCGGGAAAGCUCUUAGAUGUACUGGGUGCUGCAAUCGGAGUGCUUCUCCGACUCGGCACUGGCGUUUUCGUUUCUGGGUACUCUGCUUCUUUCGUGUCUAAGGAUGCGAUUCCAGCUGAUCAGUAUGCGUUGCGAAUUGGGGGGAUCACGGUGAAGGAAACCUCAAAGCUUGGGCCUCGUCCUGAGAAACCCAUUGAGAUAUAUGAGUUUGAAGGCUGUCCCUUUUGCCGUAAGGUUAGGGAAAUGGUUACAGUGUUGGAUCUUGAUAUUCUCUACUUUCCUUGCCCAAGAGGGAGUCCCAAUUUCCGCCCUAUGGUUAACCAGAUGGGUGGCAAACAACAGUUUCCUUACAUGGUUGAUCCAAAUACGGGAGUGUCCAUGUAUGAAUCAGAUGGAAUCAUCAAAUAUCUGUCCGAGAAAUAUGGAGAUGGAACAGUUCCUUUAAGUCUGUCACUUGGUCCUUUAACGGCUAUAACAGCUGCCUUUGCAACGCUUGGUCGUCUAGGAAAGGGUAACUUGUACACACCAGCAAAACUACCACCUAAGCCACUUGUAUUCUGGGCAUACGAGGGUUCUCCGUUUUGCAAGCUUGUACGCGAAGUUCUUGUGGAACUGGAGUUACCACACAUUCAACGCAGUUGUGCUCGUGGUAGCCCCAAACGGCAGGAAUUGCUUAUGAAAGCUGGUCACUUUCAGGUGCCUUGCCUGGAAGAUCCAAACACUGGAGUAAAUAUGUUUGAGAGUGCAGAAAUCAUAGAGUAUCUGAAGCAAACUUACGCUGCUUAAAAGUGGAUCUUCUUCACUUAAAGUGAAUGCGUGAAUGGGUAAGCAAACUUAUGUUGUUUGGUUCAGGUACUUCCGGUUAAUCAACUCAACUCAGUUAUAUGUAAGUGUAGGGUUUAAUGAUCAAGAAAUGUACCUAUACAUAAACCAAAUGUACUGUGACAUGAUUAUCCAGGCGUUGAUAUUCUUUUAUACAAUUUUCAA
This is a messenger RNA of Brassica oleracea var. oleracea, 1256 nucleotides long. RefSeq lists its product as uncharacterized. Gene Ontology annotation, cellular component: chloroplast. The transcript has 12 exons. Lineage: Eukaryota; Viridiplantae; Streptophyta; Magnoliopsida; Brassicales; Brassicaceae. The record is from RefSeq and is a predicted model, not a curated record. The coding region runs from base 39 to 1055 and encodes 338 amino acids.